AUGCAUCCUCAUUUUGCCACCUUAAUCGAGUUUGACGACACUAAUUCAACCACUCACGUUGUGCUACCUUCGCUCCCUCGAACGAUAUCCAAGACACAGGGACUUGGAGAGCAUGGUGUCGAGGUUGUACCUCUCACUGCUGCAGACCGAGCACUCAGCCAUGAACUAUUCAUUCAACCUCUUGAACCAGUCGUCCGUAAGGACGAUCCCUUUCAGCCAUCAAACCAGCCAUCGAUCCAGCAGCAUAGCGGAAAUGCCCCUCAUUUCCUCGAUUCACUUACUCAUGAGGCCGGUCCUCACGCCCUAUCGAACCAACAACCUAACGGAAGCUCGCAUGGUGGCUCAAUCGCCAACUCCCUUGACAGUAUAUCACAUAUACCUGCGAACGAAGGAGAUCAUUGUAAGAAAGGGUUUGAGGUUCAAAGAGAACUCCGUCUUAGCUUCACCAGCAGAAUCGACGAUGUCGUGCAUCAGAACAACUAUCAUCAUCAUCCUGUCGAUAGCAUGGAAGGAAUUACCCGGGCUCAUUCUCAAGAGAAUAGUGAGAGGAAUAUACAGGUCAAAAAUGAGCCUCAGUCAAUAUCCUCAGCCAUUCACUUUCAACGUCAAGCGUCACGCCGAAGCCCAUACCAGACCCGUAGCAAAACUCUAUCGGAUGCUUCUACUGGUCAAGACAUAAAUACUAAAUACGUCCGGAACGACCAACGCAAGUAUUCGUCUGAAAGCCGGGAAUGGACACUGGACGCCCCCAGUACAUUUGGCUACGCCUCGCUCGAAUACCGGGAGGACAAAGUCCGGCUCAAGGACUUCACCACUUCAUGGUAUACGCAUUAUACUUCGAGCCCUCUCGAACGUCCUCCUGACCUCCCAGCUAAUCAUGUGGGACUCAAGCACAACGACAUCUUCCUGCACAUCCAUGAAGCUCAACCCGCGAAAUUUCUUUCUCGUGGGGGACAGCUGAUGAUUUCCAGACUGUUAGAGGGUGUUCAAAUGUGGAUUUGGAAUCAGGCAUCAUCGAAAUGGGAAAAAAUUUGUUAUGGCGAAAAGCGAAUUUAUCUACGCCCUUUCACGAACUUUAUCGACGGUCUCAAACUCUUGGAAAUAUCCAAUUUCUGUAUCAUGCAAUUGAUUGAAGAUCUCGAAGCUGACCUUGGUAUUGCCCAGAAUGCUUGGAAUGAAGCGGCAGAACAGAGGUCAGAAACAAUGUCUUUACUUCGCCACUCGACGGAAGAAGAACGAAAGGCUCUUACCCAGCUUGCCAUCGAUACAAACAAACUUCUGGUGUAUGCAGAAUCGUUCCUGAUAAAUUACGGAGUAACACUGGCUUCCUUUCACAAAAAGGUCUGGGUGUCAAGGAUCCCUUUCGAACGAGAAAUCGUUCAAAAUGCACAAGAUCUUCAGAAACUCAUAUCUCAAUCAUGCCGACUACGAGAACAGGUGCUAAAGGAUCCGCAACUUAGACAAACACUCAUCCAUCAAUUAAAGACUGGAAACUCGAACGGGUCUUUUCCACCCAAAGGAAGGUUGAAAGAAAGUAUUAUCAGCAACUCUAUGUUCACAACACGUUGUCGAGAAGCACUGAAGACCUUUGCUGCUAUUAUUGACAUAAACUUUCUGUUACAACAUCCAACUCUGUCGCUCCUUCCUACGGCCCAGCGUUGUCCAGUACUUGACACCACUGUCGCUUCUUCCUCCUUGUUACGAGUGGAUACAUCACCUCCAUGUGAAUUCCAAACGCAUGGUCAAAAUCAUUCAGAUACCGAUCAGAAGUGUAUUUCAGUUCUAUUGGAGGAACUCGAAGCUCGUUCACCACGAUCUCCUGAAGACAUGGUGUCGAUGUUCUUUGCUUUAAAGAAGCACCAGUUGGAACUGGUCCUUGAUGUCGUGGAUCAUUUUCGAGCUGAUGGACAGAGGAUCGUUGAACAAGACCUAUUGAAUGAUUACACGGACAAUAUGAUUGACCGAUUAGAGUACAAGCUGAAGCUGCUCCAGGAGAAACACUCCAAACAUAUGACCGCAAGUGUUUCUCUCGAAUGCGCAGGACAUACAACGGAAUAUUUGGGCAAUCUUUGGGGGAUCGGUCUUCGAUUUCUCUGUUCACAAGGGACCAUGAACACAGGAAACAAAGUUCUGAACGAACUAUACCAUCUCGGCGAUUCAAUCACUUCUCAUUCUGAAAAUUUUGAGAUGCACUUGUCCUUUAUGGAAAGACUUCAAUCUCUUGUUCCGCAACCACAGAAUGACUCAAUCUUCGAAACGAUGAUGGAGAACCUGCGGGUCAAAGAUCGCCCUACAAAUGAAGCCGUUUUUCAGUCAUGUCCUGAUGCGGAGAGGAAACACAAGGUUACUGUUUGUCUGGACGACGACACUAUUUAUAACGCCCUCGAACCUCAGGAUUCGCAUAGCUCUGAUAGUAUCGGACUUUCUGUAUCACUGCGCGCGCUCGCUGAAGAAUUUACUUUUGUAAAUCAAGAUUAUGUAUUUCCGAAGCUCUCACCUACCAUCGGAGACUGCGACCGUCUUCAAGGGUGUCUUCAUGGUACCUUAUCUAUUACUUCGAUUCCUGCUGCUCGCCCUAUCUCAACUACUUCCUGGAUAUCGGUGUCCUUGACUGGCACAAAAACAGACUCGUUUGAAGUCCAGAACCCGCAAACGCUCUUUCAGACUGCUUUCGUACCUGAUACAACCCAACUAGAGCUCUAUAACACCACUGCGGUACUGGAGCCUCUAUUGACAGUUCGUACUCUAGCAAAUUUUGUUUAUGGGCCGGCGGCGUCAUUUGGUGAGACUGAUAGAAUAGCAGUAUUGUUCGCAGAGUCUAGAAUUAUCACUCGGUCAAUGCGAGUGUUAUUCCAGAUGGGGCAGGCAGGGAGGGGCAACUCAGAGGAUUCAAGCUAUGAGGUUCAGGUUCAUUUCGGUUAUAUUGAUUAUCAGAAUGAUAUACUACAUCUACUCAUCCCGCGACGGACCCACGAUGAGCUACCGAUUAGGACCAAUGCAAAGGGCGAGACGUUGGUGGCUAGGCUGAUCAAAACACGAGCCAAGUCCAGGUCGUCGGACGAUUGGAACAAUGUAUUCUGGACCGCUUCACAAAAUCGAACAACUAGCGCCACGCUUUUCAAUCACGCUUCAUCUCACUCGUACGAAAUGUCGACAAUGGAAGUGGCACUAAUCGUCGAACACGCAUCAAAAACUCGAAACAUGAGUGCGUCCAUCGGCGAGAUUGACCCGAAUGAUUUGGUUACAUUCGAAAACAAUAUGCACAACAGAAACCCACUAGCCAAGUCAACUCAUCUUUCCGAAUCUGCAGCGAUCAUCAGGUUACUGUCGACGCUUAGGCAAGUUGUGCACGCACAAAAACCUGCCGCUUCCGUUCUUCUCUACUGCAAUUCUCCGCGAUCUACUUCCCCUGGAGGUGAAGAUGUAGGGAAGACGAUGUCAAUGUAUAACGUGGAUCCUAAAAUCAAGUUUCGCUCAGAUGUAUCGAAUUCCCUGAAUUCCACAUCACAGACGGAGAAUAUUUACGCUAAAGCGGUUGCGGAUGAGCUCGAAGGAUCCUUGAUAAGGCGAACUUCGAUUCAGGGCCAAUGUGUAUUGGUAAACCAAAUUCCUGUUCCCAGAUUAAGGAUUCCUCAGUAUGGAGUUGGCGUACACUCGAGAACCACGAGUGAUAACAGCGUAAAGGGGGUCGAAGUUGAGGCCAAGACUGAACUACUGGUUGUCGAAGCCAUGGACAUCUACCAACCUAGUAGCGUGACGAGUCCCUCACUGAUGGCAAUCGAUUGGGCCUCGAUGUUCUCGGGUUUUGUAACAUCCUUGACUGCCUCGCCAAUUCCGCCAUCUGGUUCAGGAAUAAAGUCUUUGUCGAUAAUCUCCACUGUACAUGUUUCUGGAAGCUCACAAAUUCAUCCUCGCGUCGUCCCCGCAGGCUUGUUGAAUUCUCUGGACAAUGCAGAAGCAGUGGCUUUUCAGCAACGAAGCAAAGUACUGACAGAAGCAAUCUGUAGUCUCAUAGCCUGCCUUUACAACAGGUCUCGCUGGAGGGGCUUUUUCUUCGAGACAACUUUUCUGCCUUCUGUUCAUUCAAGUAGGACUGCGUCCCCGCGGGUCACCUUCUCUUAUCCUAGAGAGGGUAGUCUUGCUGCAAACCACACCCCAGUCGAUCACGCUAUUUUCUGGUGGUUGAAUGCAGUCACGAAAUUUUCGAUUAUCUGCCGCAGAGACGUUGUGUAUUGCUGGAAUACCUUCAAAUGCAUUGGGGAAGAUCUUGUGACUUCGUUUAUUCACCUUAUUGAGACCACUUAUCUCUGGAUUGCCCUUGCUUCCAAUUUGUCGAUGGAAUCUCUCAUAGUCAUGACGAACAGGCUCACAGUCUACUGUCUUGUUUAUUCAACACAACAACCCCGAACAUGGGUAAUCACAGAGGUCGCAGGAUUCAGUUACGCUCAGACCAUAUAUCGAUGUCUCGCACUUUCGAUGGACUUCCGCUAUCUUGCAGUCUCGUUUGGCACAAGCGUGGAUAUCUAUGAUCUAAAAUCUAACGUGAACAAUCCUUUGGCUCGAUAUUCCGGACCUAACGAAAGAAAAAUCUCCUUCACCGCAUGGACAUCAGAGCUUCCCCGACUUGUGAUGUCUUUUGAAGGUGGCUCAGUGUAUAUCGUGACCAUGAAUGAACGGUCUUCAACGAUCGCGGGAUUCCAGCAUACUGGACGGCAUGAGCGAGCCCGAGUUCCUGCCGCAUUUCUCAAUAAGGACCUUAUAGCGAUAGCAAUGGAAAAUACAGUGGAAAUACGGAACUGUGUCGUUGACGACGAUGAUCAUCCUCAUUGGGAACUCCUACAAACACUUCCACAACCCAUCCAGGAAGGCAAGUCCCUUGCAGUUGGCGAUAUACAGUCAAUACAUGUGCUUGGACAUCGAAUUCUGCUUGCGUAUGACAAUGGGACCACAAUCAUAUGGAACUUCCAGCAGUCACAGUCCCCUGAGCUCACUUUCCAGUAUGAGGGUACGAUCAGACUCCCAGGUAUUAUAAAUGAUGUUUGUUCGAAAAAGGGAACCAUUUUGGUGACUGCCCCCGGGACUUACCAAGUCUUUUCAAUCGGAUCCAAGACAGCUCAGAAUAUCUUCAUUCCACGCGAUCCACUGGAACGGACACCACAAGCUGUAACAAGUGCUAGAUUUCUUUCAGAUGAUCUCAUAGUUGGGGCAGGGGUUGGACAAUUAGUACUUUGGAAUGCAGAUCUUGGCAAUAGGUUACAGAACUUGGUAUUCCGCAAUCAAGACCCUGCGGUCGCAGCGUUUCAUAUCUGUGUCAGUCCUCCAUCGGCCUACAAUGCUGAGGAAGAUACAGGCUGGAUCGUUACUGCGCAAGGCUCUGAAGUCACCUUCUGGAAAACAGUAGACUGUCUGGGUGGUGAAACAUCUGCUGAUUGCACUGGCAAUCCAUGUUUGCAAGACGGCAUAGCAGGAAAUGGGAACAGUAGAAAGAAUCGUGAAUCACAAUGCAGAGUUUGUUAA
Lentinula edodes (shiitake mushroom) is the source of this 5517-nucleotide messenger RNA. RefSeq lists its product as uncharacterized. Gene Ontology annotation, molecular function: microtubule motor activity; ATP binding; microtubule binding. Bases 1 to 5517 code for a protein of 1838 amino acids. Gene Ontology annotation, biological process: microtubule-based movement. The record is from RefSeq and is a predicted model, not a curated record. Lineage: Eukaryota; Fungi; Basidiomycota; Agaricomycetes; Agaricales; Omphalotaceae. The transcript is spliced from 27 exons.